UCUAGACGAAAAUGGCUGACUCUCCCAUCUGAGCCUGUGUGUGAAUGAUGAAAUGAGCGUAAAAUAGCGAGCACAAACAGCGCUGCAGCCCCAACACAACACUCGCAGAUGACAAGAGUGAGUUUGUGCUGCGCCUGAGGAAGAUGCUGUGGUUGUCAGAGAAAGAAAUUGUAUACGGUUUGAAAUUAACCCUUCCUCGCCCAACUUCCAGCAACAAAUGAGAAAAUGAUGCAUCAAGUGACCAGCAGCAACAGUGACUACUGUAUGAGUGGACUGGCAGAGGACUGUCAUCCAGCCGGACACUUUGAUCUAUGUAGCACGUCAUCCAGCAAAUUCUUCCCCUCUCCAACAAACCCAGGGUUGCAGCUGUCUCUCGCUGGCCUCGGCCCCUUGCCGCAGAGCAUGCACAAAACCAUUGCAUGCCAAGUGCAAGACUCUCAGAAGGACUUCCACAUUCAGACCGUCACAGUCGCGGACGGUGAAGCUGCAGGGCCUGAUGGCUCCAAAAAGAAAAAGGGCGCAGGCAAGUCAGGGCGGAGAGGGAGACCGUCGGGCACCACAAAGUCCGCUGGCUAUCGUACAAGUACUGGACGGCCACUUGGAACAACCAGGGCAGCGGGGUUCAAAACCAGCCCGGGGAGGCCACUUGGUACAACCAAAGCAGCGGGAUAUAAGGUCAGCCCGGGUCGGCCUCCCGGCAGCAUCAAGAAUCGCAUCAAGAAGCUGGAGUUUGCCAAGAAAUUUGACUUUAGUAACUGCAGCGUUCCCAAGAAACUUGACUUCACUGCCUGUGAUGUGCCGUCUUUUCCGUACAGCAUGAUGGAGAAAAGAGACCUCUGUGAACCCAGUAGCAAAACAGAUGAGACCAGAGAAUAGUCCUGCAGCUUGUUAUGGAAACAUUUGAUUGCAUCCAGCAAAAGGAACGCCAAGGAAACAUUUCUCUCAAGUGUUUUAGGAAGUGAACUUUGUCAUUUUUAGAAAUGGCUAAAUGACUGGAGUUUUCACUGUACAUUGUUUGACAUUGUAUUCACCCUCUCAUAAGAAAAUGACUGAAUCAGACAUAUAUCAUUGCAGUUUUGGCAGAGAUGCAUGCAUAUGAAUAAAUCACAUUGUAUGUAUAGGCAAAAAAAAAGUAUUCACCAGUUUGUAUUUUCAACCUCACCGUCGUGUGGAUUUUCCUUUACCCUCGACCCUUUUAUUCCUUUUUAUUGCUUUGCCGUUUCUAUAACAAUGUUCUUUGGACAUUUUCUACGUUUAUAAGAAAGAAUAUUACUUUAGUUUGGUCUAUAAACUCAGUCUUUUCUGUAGCAUUAACAUGUUGAUGUGUAAUUGUCGUCUUUGUGUGCUGUCAAGUUGAAUAUGAAUUUUAUUUUGCAAUGUAAACCUGCAUCAUACCCAGACUGGAAACACUGCUAAACUAUUUCAAUUAGCCUAGACUGGUCAAAUUCAACACGUUAUAUCAUAUUUGAUUGAAGUAUUAUCCAUUUCUGCACACCGUUGAUUUAGUCUUUGAAUGUUUUCUUCUCCAAACUCACGUAAUAGGCACUUCCAGUUGAACUUGUAUGUUAUUAUGCUGUUAUUUAGGGGGGAACUAUUUAACGAAACAGGAAAAUGCUUUGUGGAAUAUGUAGUAAAUGCUCACGUGUGCUGUAUGUGCAACCAAAAUAAAAUCACGAAAUUGUCUUUUUCCAAA
This is a messenger RNA of Solea solea (common sole), 1693 nucleotides long. RefSeq lists its product as uncharacterized. Bases 226 to 876 code for a protein of 216 amino acids. The transcript has 2 exons. The record is from RefSeq and is a predicted model, not a curated record. NCBI's taxonomy places the organism in Eukaryota, Metazoa, Chordata, Actinopteri, Pleuronectiformes, Soleidae.